This is a messenger RNA of Polistes dominula (European paper wasp), 786 nucleotides long. RefSeq lists its product as uncharacterized. The record is from RefSeq and is a predicted model, not a curated record. NCBI's taxonomy places the organism in Eukaryota, Metazoa, Arthropoda, Insecta, Hymenoptera, Vespidae.
UACACUAGGAACGUUCUUUAGUUGGUCUACGAUACCUACUGACAACAACAUUUCAUAUUAAACACAACACAAUAACAACAUGUUCAAAUUGCUCAUUCUCUCAGCACUCGUGGCUUAUGCCUCUGCUGGAUUGUACACGGGAUACAAUGGAUAUGGUGGCUACGGUUAUGGUGGAUACGGUUAUGGCGGAUACGGUUUAGGUCAUGGGGUUGCAAUUGCACCGUCUUAUUCAUCGGGACUCGCUUACCAUGCACCUGUAGCGACUAGCUAUGCAAACACAUAUAAGGUCGCUUUGGCUCCUGCGGUGACCAAAGUUGCGGUUGCGGCCCCUGCGGUAACCAAAGUUGCUUAUGCCGCACCCACAAUAACUUAUGCGGCCCCAGCCGUUGCUCCAGCUAUCAGUUAUAGCAGCGGAUACAGUAUCCCACCUUCGGUCACUACUUAUGGCCAUUCUCUUGGAUAUGGUCUGGGAUACGGAUAUGGACUCGGACACGGAUACGGAUACGGAUACGGCCACGGUGGUUAUUAUCAUUGAAACUUAAACCCAAAUGCAUCGAUGAUCUGUCCCGAUCGGUUCUUUCCAUUAACGAAAAAGAUAUCUAUAUUUAUAUAGAUAUAUAUACAUAUAAAAGGAUUGUACAUAAUACGUACGACGACUGAACUCUACCUACCAUCAAGCACUGCCACAAUUACCACCAAACCCAAUCCCCUACCCUCAAAAAAAAAAGAACUAUGUAAAAUAUUUAAUAAUAUAUUAUGCAUGUAAUUAAUUUCCCGUUAACUCUC